AUGGCUUUGCUUCGGGUUCUUGUGUUUAAUCAUGAGGGUAGACCGGUUCAGUUUGACACGUGGCUCGAUGACCUGCAGCUGUACCUACUGAGCGAUUCUAAGGACAGUGUCUCGCUGUUUGACCUAGCGUCAGGCGCUGCUACUGCCCCUCCCGCCACAGCUGACAGUUCGACUCGCUCACAGUGGCUUACUCGCGAUGCUGCUGCCCGCUUAGCCAUUCGCAACCACCUGCCAUUAGCUGAAUGCGCUCACUUUGGACAGCACAGGACGGCGCAGGCGCUGUACGACGCUGUAGUCGCUCGCUACUCCUCCCCUGCCACUGCUGCUCUAGGCCGCCUACUUCUGCCCUACCUGUUCCCCGAGCUGUCCGCCUUUGCCACAGUCAAGGACCUGGUUUCCCACCUUCGCGCUAGUGACGCUCGCUACCGCGCUGCCGUUCCUGCUGAGUUCCUUGACAGGAACCCGCCCCCGAUGUACAUCACUCUCUACUUUAUAGUCACCCGCCUCCCUGACUCUCUUCGCUCUGUCAGGGACCACUUCCUCUCUCUUGACCCCACCUCCCUCACUGUUGACCUCCUCGAGCAGCAUCUCCUCGCAGCUGAGACUAGUGCAGUUGCUGUAGGUGCUUCUCGUGGCACUCCGCGCCCGCCCUUCUUUGAGGGGUGUUCCCCCUCCCCCCUUGCCCCCUCCUACGCCUCAGCAAGGCCAAGGGUGGCCGGGGUGGUGGUGGUGGCAGCGGUGGUGGUUGAGGUGGCAGCGGGAGUGGUGGUGGGGGCAGCAAUGGAGGUGGUGGCGGCGGUGGGACUGUUGGCGGCAGUGGGGGCUCUGGUGGCGGUGGUGGAGGAAGUGGUGGGAGUGGCGGCAGUGGAGGCGGUGGGACUGGUGGCGGUGGGACUGGCGCUCAGCGUGUCAGUUCUGGGGGUGGCUAGCGUCACCAGCAGCAGCGUCGGAGCGAGACCCCGUCUCCCCAGCAGCUUCGUGAGUGGUUUCUGCGUGGGGCGUCUGGGGGUAGUUGCCCGUAUAGCCGUUGCUGCUCUAGGUGCUAGUGAGUCUGGUACUCUCCCUGGUACUGCGCCUGCUCAGGCCUUGCACACCUUCACGUUGGACUCAGGCGCCUCGCGCUGUUUCUUUCGUGACAGCACCACCCUCACUCCUCUCCCUGCACCUGUCCCGGUCUCUGCCUCCCUUGCCGCCCUCGUCUGCCCCGCCCUGCCUCCCUUGCGUCGAGGGGCGGCAGCGCGCCGCUCCUCACUCCUCCUCGUUUCCCCCGACGACUGCUCCCCUGCAGACUCUCCACAUGGACGUGUGGGGCCGAGCCCGCGUCAGUGGACAGAGCCGCGAGCACAAAUUUCUGCUGGUAGUUGA
Closterium sp. Naga37s-1 is the source of this 1365-nucleotide messenger RNA. The record is from the annotation of a GenBank genome assembly. Lineage: Eukaryota; Viridiplantae; Streptophyta; Zygnematophyceae; Desmidiales; Closteriaceae.